AUGAGUAAUACUGUUGAAGUCGAAGUACAAGAUGAAGAUGAAACUAUGGAUAAUGCCAAUGAUAUUAUAGUUGGAGAUCAAGAUGAUGAUGAUGCAGUUAAUCAAAUAAAAUCGAAUGUACGUCGUCGAAAAGGUCGUGGUUUUAAUGAACAAAGUGAUCGUUUAGCAAUGCAAACAGGUGAUUAUGAUACAGUUACAAGCGAUAAUGAUAGUGGAAAUCCUGGUCCAGCAAGAUCUGUUGAAGGAUGGAUUUUAUUUAUAACAAAUGUUCAUGAAGAAGCACAAGAAGAUAAUAUGUAUGAUCUUUUUCGUGAAUAUGGAAAUAUAAAAAAUAUGCAUUUAAAUUUGGAUCGAAGAACUGGUUAUGCUAAAGGAUAUGCACUUGUAGAAUAUGAAACAUUUAAAGAAGCUAAAGAAGCUUUAGAAGCUAUUAAUGGACAAGAUUUACUUGGUCAUACACUUCAUGUUGAUUGGGCGUUUGUUAAAGGCGCACUUAAAAAACGUGGAUCAGGUAAUACUAGUAGUACACGUAAAACAACAACUGGAACUGGACGAACGACUUAUCAACGACGUUAG
Messenger RNA from Adineta steineri, 576 nucleotides. NCBI's taxonomy places the organism in Eukaryota, Metazoa, Rotifera, Eurotatoria, Adinetida, Adinetidae. The record is from the annotation of a GenBank genome assembly.